Messenger RNA from Acanthaster planci (crown-of-thorns starfish), 4377 nucleotides. RefSeq lists its product as uncharacterized. NCBI's taxonomy places the organism in Eukaryota, Metazoa, Echinodermata, Asteroidea, Valvatida, Acanthasteridae. The record is from RefSeq and is a predicted model, not a curated record. Gene Ontology annotation, molecular function: protein binding.
CGCGAUGUUUACCGUGUCAAAAACCCUGGCAACCCAGCUCACGGAGACUAUAAAUUCCCCUGUCGGGGACUAGCUGACCUCAGAGGUGACGUGCAGUAUACCGAUCACUACUCAACAUGUUCAUCGUUUAGCUUGACCCAGCUCUGAAAAUUGCACCGAACCCCUUCUGACGAGAACAUCCCUAGAUUCUCUGCUGAAGUUUACCCCCAGCGUUUGAUGAGAUAAAUAAACAGUCAAGCCGAAAUUCUGGGCAAACUGCGCAACUAUAACUUGCCCUGAUCAACCUUGUGCUUUGUGUGCAGUAUCUGCGGACAGAGACGUGCGAGCUAAACCUACAACUUUUAAGUGCACAACUUUAUCUCAGAUCCAAAACGAUGACUUCCUCUGUCCGUCAAGUCGUCUUUGCCUGCCUUCUGUUGGCCGUAAUUGCACACACCGAUGCCCGAAGGCGUCGACCGUUUAUUCCUGGCAAGACAGAGCCAAAGGUUACCGACGCACCCGUGGCCGUUGAAGAGUUUCAAGACACUCGUGAACAGGAUGACAGGAACAGGGUGCUGGUUGAUAUGGAGCGCCGCAUGGCCAAUAUAGAAGAGAGCACAUCGAUAAUGAAAAGAGAGAUGCUGGAGACCAAAUCGGAGAACACCAGACUCAAGGAAGAGAUCCAGAGAAUGAGCGGUCUCAUGGAGGAGUUAGACGCGGCCAAUGGGCGAGUAGGCGAACUCGAGUGGAUGCUCAGCAAAUUUGAGAACUUCUUCGGCGUGCUGUACAUAGAGCACCCGGACUUCUUCGCCCGGGAGAUGACGGUGGAUAAACGGCUGUCGGCGCUUAACGAAUACAUCGGCAAUCGGGAAGCUGAGCUGAUGGCGUUGCGGCCCAACCCGCCAGUGGUGACGGCUGAUCCGGCAGAGAACCCGGUCGACGAAGAGCUGAUGGGUGUGGUGAUUGAGGAGCUCAGUUCAGAGAACGCCAAACUAAAGAGGCGACUGGACGAUAUGGAGACCAGAAUGGUGUCCGUACCGGGAAAUUUACCGGAUGGCAGCCGCGGUGGCCCAGCAGUCACCCAGCCAGAUGAGGAGACCCGGGACAGGCUGACGCGAUUGGAACGGUUAAUGGCGCUUCAUUUUGCACCACAGCUGGACGAAGAAUAUCCUGGUCAGAAUCCCGACUCCGACGCAGGAGGCAAGCGGCUCGUAUCAGGUGGUAGCACAACGCAGCGAGUACCCCUUAGCGAGUCAGACACGGAGAUAUUGAAGGAAGAGCUGGAUAGCAUCCGUUCGAUAUCAAGUACCAGGAAGAGUGUGUUCUCAGCUGCUGCUACCCGACAUGUGAACGGCGAAGCCCUUGUCCAUAAACCUGUCUUUUUCGAUCACGUUUUCUCAAACAAGGGAAACCACUUCAAGGAACACAACAGCACUUUCAUCUGUGGUAUCACUGGUUACUACUUCAUCACCUUUACUGUUCGUUCCUAUGACAACCGGCACCUUGGCAUCAAUAUGCUCUUGAAUGGCGACCGAGUGACGUCAGUGAGUGGUGAGAAAGAUCAAGAGAGAAACCAGAUGAUGACGCAAUCCGUAGUGCUUCAUCUGUCUCCAGGUGACAAGAUAUGGUUGACUGUAUCUCCAGCUACCACCUAUGCAAUCUACAGCGACCCUGGGGGCAAGUACUGCACGUUCAGCGGGUUCUUACUCUUCAAGGGGUCCCAACUUGGCUUUGUUCAGGUCGACAGUACUUCCAACUUCUCCAACGAACCAACAGCGACCUUGGCCAAUAAGUCAGGCAGACAACGUGAAACAAUCAUGGCGGUGUCUCAGAAUAAACUAAGCUACAAGCGUCUCUUCUUCAUUGUGAUCGUAUUGAGAGCCGUGCUAGCCAAGCCAUCACGUCACACCCACGGGGAAGCAUGGCCCGUUUCGGGAGUGGUACCGGUUCCCCCCGUGUCAGGCCAUCACAGUGCUCUGCCGCAUCGCCCGUGGUCACAAGGAAGGCCUUUGGCCACCCACAGAUGCACCUGUGAUGAGACGAGAUUGUCCCAGACAGAGCAGGGCAUAGCUGAUCUGAUCAGAAGAAUGGAAGAGCUGGAAACGCAAAGUAAUGAGGAGAGUGCAACCCUACUGACGCUGGAGGAUUCGAACCACCGACUUCAGACACAGAUCUCAAGGGUUGUGGGUGAAAACCAGAGGUUGACACGGUUGAACCGGUCACUUCAAACCAAAUCUGACGCUAUGACCGAAGAGAACCUGCAGCUACGCGCCCAGAACGAACGUUUGCGUAACAAGCAAGACCAACCUCAACCUGUCGUCGAUCGUCUCGUCGAGCAAGUCCACGACGACCCGGUACAACGCCAACGAUCCUCAUUACAGAACCUGAAUGACAUCAUGGGUAAUCGAGAGGCUGAACUGAUUGAGAUGGGUGUAUUUCCACAAAUGGAACCAGCAACGCCCGAAGGACCACCGAUAAUUCGCCCGGACCGCCGAAGAGGCAGCACUUUCUCUACUAUGGCAGGUUCGGCAUCGAUGCUACCCGACUCAGAACAAAUUGCGACUUCGUUGUUGGCUUUGAAUCAGGAAAAUGACAACUUGAAGAGAAGGAUUGGACAGCUAGAAGAAAGACUAAAUCAGCAAGGGAGACAGCCAGAUCUGAUGGGGCCCGCCCCUGGUAUGCUAUGGCCUCAGGUCCGCCCAACAUCCCCCUCUGGCCAAUCAUCCAGCGAACUCGCGGAGAAGAUCUCCCAGGUAGAGCGUCUCGUCCUCGUUGCCCUUCACCACAACCCGACCGGACCGUCAGCUGGCCAUAUCAUGCCCCAGCCAAACAUGGAAGAAUAUCCAGGACAUCAGAGCAGGCCGGAGGGACCACUGACAAAUGAUGACCAGGAACGAGGCAGCGCAAGCCAGCCCACGCAAACGUUUAGCGUUCCAGCAACAGAUAGUGUUCUGAGUGAUGAUGACCUAGAAGCCAUGGCGGAUGUAGUAGACAGAGUGCGAAACAAAAGUCCAGCCAAGAGUGCCUUUUCUGUUGCCAGUACCGGUGUCACAGUCGGCGCAACUGAUGAUCCACGUGCCAUCGAGUUCGACCACGAGUACGUGAACAAAGGCGGGGACUUCAAGAGGCGAAGGAGUCGCUUUGUUUGCGAGAACCCUGGUUUUUACUACGUUACAUUCACGCUCCGUUCCUAUGAUAACAAGUACCUUGGCGUAUCACUUAUGAAGAACGAGGAACUCCAGACGGCAGUGUACGCCGACUCCAGCGAGCGUAACGUGAUGCAAUCCCAGGCCGUCAUUCUUCACCUUGAGCCGGGAGAUGAGCUGUGGCUUAGACACGCCCCGUCCGAGCACUUUGCCGUACAUUCUGGGGAACAUCGCUUCGUCACUUUUAGUGGGUACUUGAUCUACAGAGGAUACUAACCCUUUAACCAGGGUUGAUGAAGAAGAUCAAAAAGGCAAGGUUCUAAGGACUGAUUUGAUAUUUUAUGGUUCUUAAUUUUGGCUUUAAAAUGACGGCAAAUAUAUCUACAAAUAUUCAUCUGCCUGUUAUCAUUAUUGCAAUCAAUAAAGUAUAAUUCAUGAUGUAUUUUCAGUUUUUACUUUCACAGAUUUCAGUUGCACCUUUUCACUUUUAUAUAAAGAUAACGUGCGGUUUAAUUUUUUUUGUCUGACUGACGUGGAGCAAAGUUCCAGGUUAUGUGCUUCGAGAGAUUUGGACACUUCAAGUUGUAGCGAGGACAGAGCAAGGCAACAGAGGAUAUUGACCUUGUGUAAACUAUUUUUUCCAGACACAAAGUGUAAAUAUCACCCCAUCAUUAUAAAUGCAAAGUGUAAUUGUGUAAUUGUCAGAAAUUUUACUACCUGGUCCUUUUUUUCACCCUCCCGUAAUGUGUCACAGCAGAGGGCGCGUCCCUUGCUUAGCUGAAGGGGGCAACUGUGGUUCUAGUGAUUUCAGAAGUAGUUAUUACAUGCAACCUCUCCAUUAGAGAAAGUUCAGUGAAUUGUUUUAACGAAACAAAACUACAUGCGGCAGAAAGAGGGAAAAUCACCGUUUUUACCAGUUUACUUUAUUUCUUGUUACAUGACAUAAGCAAACAAGUUAACAUGAACCUGCUGUGAAAAAAUCCAAGCUCAAAUAUGAUUUUGAAAUCUCAUCACAAUUAUUAUAAUGUACUUGUCAAUUUUAGGCUGUUCUGCAAGGGGAAUGGUAAUUUGGCAUAUCAUUUUCUGGAACUGCGAUCACGUAUUCGUGGGCAUGGGCGAGUAAUUUUAUCCUAUGCUGUUCCAAAAAUUUGACAGGGACACUUUCUUUUCAAACUCACAAGAUGGCACUGUUGCUUUCUUGUAACGUGGGGCGCGAUUUAUUAAUUAAUAAACGUAUCAUCAGAAAAACAAA